Brassica napus (rape) is the source of this 1327-nucleotide messenger RNA. RefSeq lists its product as uncharacterized. The record is from RefSeq and is a predicted model, not a curated record. The coding region runs from base 235 to 1062 and encodes 275 amino acids. NCBI's taxonomy places the organism in Eukaryota, Viridiplantae, Streptophyta, Magnoliopsida, Brassicales, Brassicaceae. The transcript has 3 exons.
UUAAGCACGACUUUUCCAUGCCUUGUUGCUAAAAUCGUUUCAUCACAUGGCUAUUCAUUAUUCAAUUAAUUCAAAAAUAAACGAUAGAAAAAAAGGCUCACGUGAAAAAGGUUCACGUCACUGCGUGCCGCUUGGGAUUUAGUCUCCACUUAUAAAUACAUACCAUGUAAUUCAGAAUUAGUAAUAACAUAGCCUUUUGUUUUUUUUUAGUAAUAACAUAGCUAGUAUCAGCAAAUGGAGUUUUUCCACAACGCUAAAGCCGUUAGGAUGCGUAACGUCCACGAGAAGUAUCUGAUGGCGGAUGAAGACGAAGAGACGGUGACUCAAGACAGGAUUGGUUCCGACAAGAGAGCUCGGUGGACCGUCGAGCUGGUUCGUGGUUCCUUUGAAGUGAUCCGUUUGAGGAGUGGCUACGGCAACUAUCUCACCGCCUCGAACGAGCGUUUCUUGCUCGGUGCAACGGGGCGUAAAGUAGUAUUGUCGAAACCUAAUCGGCUUGGCUCGUCCGUAGAGUGGGAGCCGGUGAGAGAAGGAUCGAAAGUGAAGCUCAGGACUAGAUACGGCAACUUCCUUCGAGCCAAUGGUGGACUUCCUCCUUGGCGUAACUCCGUCACGCAUGACUCACCUCACAGUUCAGACUCGUUUUUGUGGGAUGUUGAUCUCAUUGAAAUCUUAGUCGGAACGGCGCCUCCGGCUCUAGCUCCGGCGACAACUCCCGCGCCACAUAGGAAGCUGUCAAGUCCUCCUAUGUCCAGAACCUCUUCAGAAAAAUACGUGGUAGAGUUGACUCAGUCGCUGCCAAAAUCUGAAGGGAGGGUCAUAUAUUACCAUAUCGCAGACAAAGAAGGACACGUGGAGAAUGAUUCAGCCGUUGGAUACGCUUUGACUUUCAAAGGAAAUAGCGUGGAACAGUUGACGCAGGCGCUCAGGGAAGAGACUAGCAUGGAUGACGUUGUUGUAUGUACACGCAAUCCUUUGAACGGCAAGUUGUUUCCUCUCCGUUUGCAACUUCCGCCAAACAAUGGGACAAUGCACGUCGUUCUAGUUCCCUCAACUACGUAAACGUCAUGCUAUUUGCAAUAUUGGUCUGGCUAUUUGCUCAAAGAUUAAGAGAUAGUUCUAAUAAAAAGGCGCACGAUUGGUUAUGGGAGUGUUGAUUUUAGAAUAUUAGGUUAUAUUUGGGUGCUUUAAUCUUUUAUUUUGUUUAUUCUAUAAUUUUAAGUUUAUUAAUUUAUAUGUAUUUAUGUGGUCCUGUGGAACAUUCACCAUCAAGAAAUGAUGUUGUAGUUAAAAGAUUUGUUUAAUAAUAUUCUAAAGUGUCCAAGCA